This is a messenger RNA of Pistacia vera, 1479 nucleotides long. RefSeq names its product probable disease resistance protein At5g63020. The coding region runs from base 1 to 1479 and encodes 492 amino acids. Gene Ontology annotation, molecular function: ADP binding. The transcript has 3 exons. The record is from RefSeq and is a predicted model, not a curated record. NCBI's taxonomy places the organism in Eukaryota, Viridiplantae, Streptophyta, Magnoliopsida, Sapindales, Anacardiaceae.
AUGGGUAGCGUUUUCUCAGUCUCAGUCUCAUCUUCAUUUGAUCCUGUUCUUUCUCGUUUUUUAGAUUGCACUAUAAGAAGGGCAAAACACGUUCGCGAACUCAAAGAUAAUCUCAAAGCCUUGGAGACUGAAUUGCAACAAUUAAUUCAAACCAAAAAUGAUGUUACGAGGAGGGUUCGCGUUGAUGAACAAAACCAGAUGAAACGGAUGGACCGUGUUCAAGGUUGGCUUCAAGAGGUGCAAGAUGCAGAAGCCGAAGUUGAUGAACUACUUCAACUCAAAUCUCAACAAACUGACAAAUUAUGUCUUGGAGGCUACUGUUCCAAGAACUGCAAGUCAAGCUAUGAGUAUGGAAAACAAGUGGCUGAAAAGCUGAAAGAUGUGGCUGAUCUAAGGCGUGAGGGAGCUGCUUUCCAACAGGUAGCUGAGAGGGUACCAGAUGAUGUUGCAGAUGAAAUUCCUCUUGAAUCAACAAUACUCGGAUUGGAAUCCACAUUUGAUAAAGUUUGGAAAUGCCUCGUUGGAGAAGAAGUGGGAAUCAUUGGCAUAUACGGCACCGGGGGAAUUGGCAAAACAACCUUACUAAAACAAAUCAACAAUAAGUUCUGCAAUGAGCUUCAAAGUUUUGAUGUUGUUAUUUGGGUGGUGGUAUCUAGAGUUCCAGAUUUUGAAAAGAUUCAAGAAGACAUUGGGGAAAAGAUAGGUUUAAAGGGGGAAUCUUGGAAGACAAGAAGUCUUCAAAAGAAAGCUGGGGAUAUCUUCAAGAUAUUAAGUAGCAAGAAGUUUGUUUUAUUUCUGGAUGAUAUAUGGAGCCGGAUUAAUUUAACUGACGUGGGUGUCCCUAUUCCAAACUCAAAAUCUGUAUCGAAAGUAGUGUUCACAACUCGGUCUUUUGAAGUUUGCGGCUCCAUGAAAGCUGACAAGCAUUUCAAAGUGGAGUAUUUGAGAGAUGAGGAAGCUUGGAAAUUGUUUGAGGAGAAUCUACAAAGUGAAGUUUUGGACCAUCCUGAUAUUCCUCAAUUAGCAAAAGUUGUAGCCAAAGAGUGUGGCGGACUACCCCUUGCGCUAUUAACUGUUAGUCGAGCCAUGUCUUGCAAGAACACACCUCAAGAAUGGAGGCAUGCAGCAAAUUUGUUAAGGAACUCAGCAUCUCAAUUUGCAGAAGAUUUUCCGAUUAGUAAACAGCAAUUGAUAGACUGUUGGAUAGGUGAGGGUUUUUUGGAUGACUCCAAUAGAAGUGAAGUAUAUGACGAGGGAUAUUAUAAUAUUGGUAUCCUUGUUCAUGCAUGUUUAUUGGAAGAAGAAAAAGAUAAGGAAGAUGACAAAGGAGAUUACUUUGUAAAAUUGCAUGAUGUGAUACGUGACAUGCUUUUAUGGAUAGCUAAUGAUAUUGAGAAGGAAAAAGAAAAUUAUUUAGUUGAAGCAGCCACUGGAUUAACUCAAGCACCAGUGAUUGGAAAAUGGGUUGGAGUACGUUAG